AUGUUCCAAAUAUUCAGUCUUCCUCUUACGGUGCCAGAAACACCAGCCUUCGACCGCGAGGUGUUCCAGCAUAACAUCAAACCGCUUCUUGAGGGUAUUGCAUAUGACGACACAUACACAAUGAACACACAAAGUGGAACACAGUGGGAUGGAUUCCGACACGUUGGCCACAUCGACAGCAAGUGCUUUUACAAUGGGGCCACAAGUGACGACUUUGUAGGCGACGCCCCAAAUCACCGCUGCAGCAUUCACUAUUGGGCAGUUCACGGCAUUGCCGGCCGUGGAAUCCUCUUGGACUACUAUCAUUACGCCCAAACCCACAACAAGGCUUAUGAUCCCUACACCACCCACAGCAUUGGUCUCUCAGAGCUACAAGCCUGUGCAACUUCACAGGGUCUUGAUCUCCGCCCUGAAACCGAAGGUGGUGACAUUCGCGUCGGGGACAUUCUCCUCGUGCGCUCCGGCUUCAUAGAGAAGUACGGCGAGCUCAGCUCCGAGCAGCGACACGCGGCUGCAACGCGGUCCCACGACGACUUGUGCUUCGCAGGACUAGCACGCGAGCCUGCUAUCCGUGAUUGGUUGCAUGAUUGCUACUUCGCGGCUGUUGCGGGUGAUUCCCCGACUUUUGAGGCAUGGCCUGUUCCUGAGAUGGAUCAUUUGCAUCAGAGCUUGCUGGCGCUUUGGGGUUGUCCUAUUGGGGAGAUGUGGGAUUUGGAGAAACUUGCGGCUAAGUGUCGUGCGAGGGGCAAGUGGACUUUCUUUAUGACUAGUGCUCCUGCUAACAUGCCUGGUGUGUAUUGUUUUUGUUUCCCCGUCUCUAUAGAUUUGGGGGUUUGUCUUGACUAA
Messenger RNA from Penicillium salamii, 846 nucleotides. The record is from the annotation of a GenBank genome assembly. Lineage: Eukaryota; Fungi; Ascomycota; Eurotiomycetes; Eurotiales; Aspergillaceae.